CCACCUCCCCAUUUCCCUUACCUGUUGCAAGUCGUGCCUUUUUAUGUUGUAAGAUGGUGGCAAAGGCCACACUCAAAUCAAGAAGAAUGAGAAUGUAGGAGCCUAGCAGUCGAGACAUGUUCUGGUAGACUGAGCAGAAUGGGAGGACUUUACCUUGCCACCAAGACAGAGGGAUCCUGCCAGAGAAGCGGGUACGGCAUAGCAUAGAUAGAGCCUGACGGGACCAGAUCCGGGUGAGAUUGAGGAUUGGCCCAGUCCCUCGUCAAGGAACAACGGAGAUCACGCUGUCCCAGAGCUGAACAUUCCUGAGACUGAUUUGGCCGGACCUGUGUUGGUGAGGUUUGCGGCAGGCGAUAGGUGCAGCCUGGGACCAGGUUCGUGCCAAUUGGAGGAAUCCAGAGGGAGAGCUGCCACGAGCUGUGACACCGCUCGAGCCAGGGAGCUGGGUGUUGGUUCGCGACCUGAGGAGGAAAAGAUGGAACACGCCAAGAUGGAGGGGACCCCACCAGGUCUUGAUGGUGACCCCUCACGCAGUAAAAGUGGAGGGAAUCGACGCCUGGAUCCAUCAAGUCCACUGCAGACGCGUGCCCAACCCUGGUGGUUCUUUCGAGACUGGCCCCUGAAAGGGCCACAAUUGUGUUGCCUUGCCCUGAUAGCCAUUUUUAUUGUCACAGUUACAUUUGGGAUUGAUGCCAUAUUGUGGUGGAGAACUGCUUAUUCCGGUUGUGUCACCCGCUGUACUCCAACAGAGCCCAACCCAAGACAAUUUUUGAACCGAGGGAAAAGGGAGGUGAUGAAUACCAAUGCCGAUGCUAAUGCUGUGGAGCUUUUGGCCCGAGCUGUGACUGCUGAGCUGAAUGUUUCAGACUGCUGGGUUUGCCAUUAUAUGCCCCACACUUCUGCGGCAUGGCCCUUCUACGGGAUUCCGUACACCUAUCAUGACAUGGCGGUCUUGAACCACACCUGCUCCGGCCCUGUGUCUGUUGUGGCUGGGCUGCUGACUCGCGAGCUAGGGUCAUCGUCCUCAACUCCACCACCACCUAUAUGUCGCAUUUCUGGUAUUGUUGUUAAGUCGCGGGCAGUGGAGGCGGCCUUUGUGGCCACGCAUGACCGGUUACAACAGGAGUAUGCUGAGAACAAUCCAAUCCUCUAUCUGACUCAGGCAGACCAGUCUAAUCACUGGGGCUUCACUACAGUCCAUUUGCUUGUAGGCAUGAAUAAAACAGGAGAGGGCUGGGUUUGCUCAGCCCAGGUGAUUAUCACAUGGGCUGUUGGUAAGGCAUGGGAGGCGGGGGACCCCGAGCACUACGGUGCACGGGUGCAAGAACUGACUGUAACUGCUCUGCAAUGCCGCCAAAGCCCUGAUAACUGUUCUUAUUCUGCAGUGUCCUGUCCAUCGGACUCGACCGUGAUGGUGAAGGGAGUGACACUGCCUGAGGAUGGCUUGGCUGUCAUCCCGGUAAAUGGGACUGUGUGUUUCCAUUUGUCUAAUUCAACCCAGACUCGAACCCCUUCCUCCCCACCUCUUCACUGUAAGGCUUAUGUUAACUUCUCUGUCCUUGGUGAUGUCCUGCUUGUGGCACCGCCACGUUCUGCGUUUAUUUGUGGUCGCAAAGAUUUUCUUAAGGGUUACACUGUUUUGUCUCUUUCGAAAACGAAGGCUGAUUGGUAUUGUUAUCUAGCUUAUCUUGUUCCUCCUAUUCGUGUAGUGCCCAAGGCGCAGAUGUCGUUAGCUGUGCGUGCAUAUACACGCAGCAGACGGUCUCUUAGUCGGACUGAACAAUGGUUUGGGGUAUUUAUUCCAUCCCUUGGGGUGGCAGACCUUCAGACAGAGGUGACUGCCCUGCAGACUGCAGUUGAAAAGGUGGCCAAUCAAACGCUUGACACCGUGAAGGCCGUCUCGGGUGAAUUGUCGGCGGUUAGGCAGGUAGCUCUGCAAAACCGCAUGGCAUUGGAUCUCCUGUUGGCUGAGAAAGGUGGAGUUUGUGCUAUUGUGGGAAGAGAAUGUUGCACGUACAUCCCUGAUUCCACUCAGGCUGUGCAGGAUCUAGAGGACGUCGUGCACAAGCAGAUGUCUGAGGUACACAAAGAGCAUGGCCUGUUUGAGUACAGCUGGGACUACUGGUUCUCCUCACUGAUCCCGGGUUUAUCAGGGGUGUUCAGACCCUUAGUUUUUAGUGUAGUGUUACUGCUAGUAGUGUUGCUGCUAAUCUUUUUGCUGUUUAGGUGUUGUUCUAGUAUUCUGUCUUCCCAGGCAAAUUCUGUUAUGCUCCUAUGGGCUCCCCCUCUUCCCUAUGCGGAUGAUCCUCUUCUUCCCGCCUGGCUCUACGACCCUCAGCCCCGGGUUGUCGUCCAUGCGACCGGCAACGCCGACACCGUUGGUGACUCCUGUUCCAUCCAGCCGCCACCGGCCCGCUUCGACCCGCUGCGCAAUGGUCCGGCGUUUUACUACACUGCGGACUCUGAUUGUUUGUGAACUAUGCGGAUUUCGCAUGUUCAAAAGGGGGGAAUGUGGAAUUAAAAUUGGACAUCGGUAGGCCCGGGAGGUUGGCAUAUUGGGACUGUGUGUGUCUUUAGGCCUUAGGCAAGAAGAGAUUGUUUUGAAUACUGUGUGACCUCGCUUCGAGAUAGCUGCCUGCAGUAAGUUCCGCAGACCCUGAGGAAAGCUCGGGCCUUGGAGAGGCAGACAGCGGAACAAAGGGGGGGGAGAAACCACCUGCAGGGAGAGAUUCGAAGCUGCCCCAACUGGUGCACAGCGAGUUAUAGCUUUAUAGAAUAGUUGUGGCAAACAAUAUAUAGCAAGCUAUGUGGUAGUGCAAAUGUAUAAGUAAUUGUUAAUCAUACAAAUCAUAUGUUAACCAUGUAUUGGCAGUGAUUCAAUGACAAUACGUCAAUACGUUAAUCAUUAAUCAAAGGACAACUGAGUAUUUACAGUGAUUCAAUGUCAUGUAAUCAAUAUCUAUAUUCAUAUCUCCAGUAGGAGCCUAGCAGUCGAGACAUGUUCUGGUAGACUGAGCAGAAUGGGUGGACUUUACCUUGCCACCAAGGUGAACCAAUAGAAUUCGAGAAUUGUGUUUAUUAUACGUUUAAGCUUGGUUCAUUGGUGUGUUGUGACCAAUCAGGAUUUAGACACCCUUACUGUGAAGUGGGAGUUAUGGUAUAUCAACUGGUUGCUCGGAGAGCUAAAAAAAGAUCUUGGUACCGAAUGCCAGAGUGUGAUGAGAGCGCUUUGCUGAGUUGCUGAAAUAAAAGAGAUUUUCCUUUACCUCAUCAAA
Messenger RNA from Brienomyrus brachyistius, 3275 nucleotides. RefSeq lists its product as uncharacterized. The transcript is spliced from 5 exons. Bases 476 to 2476 code for a protein of 666 amino acids. Lineage: Eukaryota; Metazoa; Chordata; Actinopteri; Osteoglossiformes; Mormyridae. The record is from RefSeq and is a predicted model, not a curated record.